Molecule: messenger RNA, 905 nt
Organism: Suricata suricatta (meerkat)
Lineage: Eukaryota; Metazoa; Chordata; Mammalia; Carnivora; Herpestidae
Exons: 7
Coding region: 213-905 (230 amino acids)
Source: RefSeq, a predicted model, not a curated record
GGAGGACAGACAGUAGACGUUUAACACGUCUGGUGAGGAGAGUAGACCACGGGCAGCUCGGAGAGAAACACAGACCGACUCAGUUUCCACAGAAGGCCCUUCAUCAUCUCAACAUCAUUAUCAAAACACCAUUCCUACUAUUUUCGUGGUUGCAAAUGCGAACAGGGGCUGGUGGUCCAGUUGCCGUGAGACACUCAUACAGAUAAAAGGGCAUGGCUGCCACUCUGUCACAGAGCGCUGACUCAGCAAAAGCUUGGCAGGAAUUUAUAGGCCAGAGUGAUACAGAAUUAUCACCUUGCAGUGCCCGGCGCGUGUUCCUUCCAAGAUUGCCUUCCUUUAUGGGAUUGCUAAAUGCAGGUGCCGGGCCAGAACUUUGGAGGUGGAGGAGCGCGCACUUACCUUCUCUGCUGCGGAGUGCGGUUAUUCCUGGAGGCGAGGUCCUGUCUGCCGGUCCCGGAGCUCUGAGUUCCUUAGCUAUUACUUUCGUAAGGUACUUUCAAAGACACUCCCUCGGGUGGCAGUGGCUGUUGGUCCCAUGUUUCUUCUCUGUCACAGAAAUGGAAGGUGGCCCAUCUCUAUUCAUCACAACUACUGCAAGCUAUCAAUGCUAUUUUUGUGCCCAUUCUAGAGAGAAAAUGGCUGGGUGCUAUCCACCAGAUACUGGGGAGGUGCUGAGGGUAGAGUGGAGAACAGAAGAGAGGUUGCAAAUUCAGAUCCGUUCCUGGGCCAGUCAGCGGAUGCAAGCGGGUGGACUAGGCAGGUGCAGGAGCGCAGAGACUGGAGAGGACUUUGACAAGCCUCCCAACCUGCGGAGCCAAGCUGGAGUCCGCAGAGAUGGCCGAAGCCGGCCAGGGGUCCUGCUAGAACGUGGUCCCACCUUUGACAGGUUUCCUGAAGCGAACUAG